GUUGCCGCGAGUGGUCGCCCCGACCGCGCUGUGUACGAUGUGUGUAUGAGAGCUGCGUGUGCUUUUGUUUUGUGCUAGAAGAUUAGUGUUUCCCGUCAGACAUGAAGACGGAGCACCGCACUUGCUGCGCGUGCGGCGAGCCCAUCGCGGACCGGUUCCUGCUGGAGGUGGGCGGCGGCGCGUGGCACACGGCCUGUCUGCGCUGUUGCGUGUGCGCCGUGCAGCUGGACCGCCACCCCUCCUGCUUCCUCCGCGACCGCCAGGUCUACUGCAAACAGGACUAUGCCAAGAGCUUCGGCGCGAAGUGCUCCAAGUGCUGCCGCGGCAUCUCGUCGUCGGACUGGGUGAGGAAGGCGCGCGAGCAGGUGUACCACCUGGCGUGCUUCGCCUGCGACGCGUGCGGCCGCCAGCUGUCCACCGGGGAGCAGUUCGCGCUGCACGAGGACCGCGUGCUCUGCAAGCCGCACUACUUGGAAACGCUCGACGGCGGUUCCAUCUCUUCUGAUGAUGGCUGUGACUCAGAGGGCUAUCACAAGAGCAAGGCGAAACGGGUCCGCACCACAUUCACCGAGGAGCAGCUGCAGGUGCUGCAGGCGAACUUCCAGCUGGACUCUAACCCCGACGGCCAGGACCUGGAGCGUAUCGCCCAGGUCACCGGCCUCAGCAAGAGGGUCACGCAAGUCUGGUUCCAGAACAGUCGAGCACGACAGAAGAAGCACCAGCACACUGGAAAAGGGAAGCAGAAUCAAGUGAUGUCGAGGGAGACUGACCCGGUGGGGUUUGGCCGGCCUAUCAACCUCCACCUCACCUACUCUUUCCAGAACAAACCUCCUUUUGUGCCGAUAGAUGGAACUUCGUUCACGGAUUCUUCUAUGGAUGAGUUGUCAGAAGAUUCCUCUAUCCACUGCAUGCAGAGUGAAGCAUAAGCUAGUAAUCACUGUACCCCGCAACCUCCCAGCUUUUUAGCACCCCUCUAAGACCCAGCUUUAUGUAGAAUUCAAUUCUUAUAAAGAUACUGUAUCAAUAUCCCUUACGGUAUAUCUUAACUUAUCACUCUAUUGUCAAUCUUUGUCUCAUAUAGAAAGUUACUUUCAUUUUAAUAAAUGCAACCAAUGCAAAUUCUGAUUAGGUAAUUUUACACGUAAGGUUCAUAUAUAUUCCAAUAAAAUCACUUUUUGAACAGUCUAAUAGCUUAACGUUAUAAAUUAAGUAGAAUUGUAAAAAUAAUAUAGACCCUAUUUAGUUUUAUAUUCA
This is a messenger RNA of Zerene cesonia (dogface butterfly), 1254 nucleotides long. RefSeq names its product LIM/homeobox protein Awh (gene Awh). Gene Ontology annotation, cellular component: nucleus. The record is from RefSeq and is a predicted model, not a curated record. Lineage: Eukaryota; Metazoa; Arthropoda; Insecta; Lepidoptera; Pieridae. Gene Ontology annotation, biological process: regulation of transcription by RNA polymerase II; neuron differentiation. Gene Ontology annotation, molecular function: RNA polymerase II transcription regulatory region sequence-specific DNA binding; DNA-binding transcription factor activity, RNA polymerase II-specific. Bases 102 to 926 code for a protein of 274 amino acids. The transcript is spliced from 6 exons.